This is a messenger RNA of Neoarthrinium moseri, 1311 nucleotides long. RefSeq lists its product as uncharacterized. The record is from RefSeq and is a predicted model, not a curated record. Gene Ontology annotation, molecular function: FAD binding. NCBI's taxonomy places the organism in Eukaryota, Fungi, Ascomycota, Sordariomycetes, Amphisphaeriales, Apiosporaceae. The coding region runs from base 1 to 1311 and encodes 436 amino acids. The transcript has 4 exons.
AUGUCGCGCCUUCCAGAUACGGUGCUAGGCGCCAUAGCAGGUGUACUUGAGGCCUCCGCCAUCUUGCAGCCGGACAGCGCAGAGUAUGAGCAGGACAACCACUCAUACUUUAGUGCUUUUGAGAACGAGUUGGACCCGUCUGUUAUAGCAAAACCAAAUAGCGCAAAGCAGGUGCAGGACUUGAUCAAGGCCCUUCGCCCUCACAUUAUCGCCGGAAGUGUUCAGAUCGCCAUUCGAGGCUCCGGCCAGACUCCCUUUGCAGGGAGCGCCAACAUUGAUAAUGGCGUUACCAUCGAUCUGAGAGGUCUCAAGGGCAUCACACUGAGCGAGGACAAAUCCACAGUGGCAAUCGGUGUUGGUGAAACCUGGGCGAAUGUGUACGCUGAGCUGGAACAGCAGCACCUGACGACCCCCGGCGGCCGUGUAGCUCGACUUGGUGUCUCUGGAUUCAUUCUUGGCGGUGGACUAUCAAUGUUCUCGGCGCGCUACGGCUUUGCGUGCGAUUCGGUAGUUGAGUUUGAAGUUGUACUCCCAUCCGGAGAAAUCGUUCGAGCGAACGCAGAUGAGCGAGCCGACCUCUGGAUCGCCCUCAAGGGCGGUUUGAACAACUUUGGCGUUGUCACCUGCAUCAAGAUGAAGACCAUUCCCUCUAGGAACAUCUGGGGUGGAGUGACGUAUUACAUGCCCGGCACAUUCUCAGAACUCCUCAAGCACGCAUGUGACUUUACCAACAACGAGACAGAUGAGGAUGCUCACAUCAUGUGCAGCGCUGGUUACGUCUUUGGCCACCAGGCUGUUUCGUGUGUCAUGUACCAUACGGAAGGCAAGGAGAACCCACCUGCGCUCCGGCGGUUCACGUCCAUAGAGCCGCAAAUAGAGCAGAUGUGCACUAUGAGAACAUCGAAGCAUUUGGAGUUCACCGAGGAGCUGUCCCGGUUUUCUAACGAUGGGCAAAGGCAAUAUUGGGCGACAAUUACCAUCAAACCAGAUAUUUCUCUGAUGGAAACGUUUCAUGAUAAAUGGCAGGAGACUCUCGCUACAAUCCAGGAUGCCGAAGGCUUCAUUUUCUCCUUUGGAUUUCACCCUUUGACAAAGGCACUUCUUGAGAACUCCGAGAAGGCCGGAGCAAGGGAGAAGGGUCUGCUGCACCGAUACAUUUUCACCAACUAUGGAUACCAGAAGGAUGAUAUUAUUGCUGGCUAUGGAGAGAAGAGCGUCACAAGACUCAGGGAAACCAGAAGAAAGUAUGACCCGGAGGAUGUAUUCAGCAGAGGCGUCCCUGGCGGGUUCAAAUUGCCGAACAAAAGCUAA